Messenger RNA from Penicillium egyptiacum, 1467 nucleotides. The record is from the annotation of a GenBank genome assembly. NCBI's taxonomy places the organism in Eukaryota, Fungi, Ascomycota, Eurotiomycetes, Eurotiales, Aspergillaceae.
AUGUCUGAUAAUCUAGAGACCACCCCUGCUGCGGGCUCCUUGGCUGACCGUAUCACCAAACCUGACGAGUCGAAGCCCACCGAUACCUCCAAUGUCUCUACCGCUCCCAAGGAGGACGGAGCCUCUGCCCCUGCGCAGGGUUCGGCAAAUCUCGAGGAGCCCGACUACACUGUCGCGGUGAAAUUGAGUGAUUUGCAAGCGGAUCCCAAUAACCCCCUGUUCUCAGUCAAGAGCUUUGAAGAUCUGGGCCUAGAUGCGCGCAUUCUGAAAGGUCUCUCGACAAUGAACUUCCGCAAGCCGUCCAAGGUCCAGGAGCGCGCUCUUCCCCUUCUGAUGAGCAACCCUCCGAAGAAUUUGGUUGGUCAAUCGCAGUCCGGUACCGGCAAAACCGCAGCCUUCGUCCUCAACAUCCUCAGUCGUCUCGACCUCUCGACGGAGCAGUUGCAGAUGACACCUCAAGCUCUGAUCCUCGCUCCUACCCGCGAAUUGGCUCGCCAGAUAGUCGGCGUGAUCCAGAUUAUGGGUCAGUUCCUUGAUGGUCUCAUCAUCGGCACUGCUGUUCCUGCCGAUUCCAACGCUCGCCCGUCGAAGAUGGAUUGCUCAGUUGUCGUUGGCACGCCUGGUACUGUUCAAGAUAUGAUCAAGAAGCGUAUUAUGACCCCUACCGGCUUGAAGGUGCUUGUCCUGGAUGAGGCGGAUAACAUGCUUGACCAACAAGGCCUGGGAGACCAGUGCAUUCGGGCCAAGGCGAUGCUUCCCCGAAAUGUUCAAAUCGUCCUGUUUUCGGCGACCUUCCCCGCUCACGUCUACCGCUAUGCGGGCAAGUUUGCCCCUGCCGCAAACGAGAUCACCCUCCAACACGAGGAGUUGACCGUUGAGGGCAUCAAACAACUCUACAUGGAUUGCAGCACUGAAGAGGAGAAAUAUCAGAACCUCGUCCAGCUCUACGGACUCCUCACUGUCGGAUCUUCAAUCAUUUUCGUCCGGACCCGUGCCUCUGCCGUUGAAAUCGAGAAGCGUAUGGUUGCUGAGGGUCACACUGUCGCCUCACUGACUGGUGGUGUUGAGGGAUCUCAGCGUGACGCAGUCAUUGAUUCCUUCCGCAGCGGUGAGGCUAAGGUGCUCAUCACGACCAACGUUCUCGCUCGUGGAAUCGACGUCUCUACAGUGUCCUUGGUUGUAAACUACGAUAUUCCCGAAGAGUACUCUGGCGGUCAGCGCACCAACACACCCGACUACCAGACCUAUCUGCACCGUAUCGGUCGUACCGGUCGCUUUGGUCGCAUUGGCGUGGCAAUCUCAUUUGUUUCCAACCGCAAUGAGUGGGACAUGCUUCGGAAGAUCCAAGAGCACUUCCAGUGCGUCAUCGACCGCAUUGAUACUAGCGACUGGGAUGAAGUGGAGGAAAUGAUCAAGAAGACUAUCAAGAAUACGCGAGCUCAGGCCGACUUUGUCCAGACCAACUAA